Messenger RNA from Meloidogyne enterolobii, 558 nucleotides. The record is from the annotation of a GenBank genome assembly. NCBI's taxonomy places the organism in Eukaryota, Metazoa, Nematoda, Chromadorea, Rhabditida, Meloidogynidae.
AUGGUUCUCCUGAUUGACGAAUGUGCAAAAAUUCUAAAAUGCAGUGUUACCUCACUGCGUUAUCUGCUCAUCCACCCUUCAAAUAGAGAUAAAAUUUUGAAACAACUUAAAGGAAAGAAAUUAAAAACGACAUAUUUGGAUAAUAAUGGAAUGAGUAAAACUUUAUUUUUUGAUGAUUUGAGCCGACAAGGGGCAAACAACAUUCUCGCUUAUGGACGGCUUUCUUCGCCGUUUAAUAUUAAUGUUGCGGCACACUUUUAUGCUCGUCAUCGUAUUCGACUUAAUCAUCCUUAUCAUUUGUGUGUAAUUCAACGACAAACUCAUGAAGACCGUUACUAUCCUCUGGAAUUACUGGAAUUAGCCGAGGAUGAAUAUUUACAAGGAUGGAUGGCUAAUAUUUUUAUUGAUAAAACUACAAAAACUUCCUCUUCGGAAUCUGAAAAAGAUUUUGGAAUAACAACUCCAGUCCCACUAUCGGAUUAUGAUGAUAAUUUAUGCUAUGGAGGAAGAAAAUUCAGUCAAUCAGAAAGUGAUUUUGAUUGUAUGCAUGGAUGGUGA